This is a messenger RNA of Coregonus sp. 'balchen', 14713 nucleotides long. Lineage: Eukaryota; Metazoa; Chordata; Actinopteri; Salmoniformes; Salmonidae. The record is from the annotation of a GenBank genome assembly.
CGUGCUCAUGUGCACACACAUACCUAUCUGUGGGUCAGUAGUACAUAAGUAGCAUUGCAGGUAACAGGGGAGUCAGCAGCACAGCAGUUAAGGAGAGAGGCUUCAAUACACCUGUCCUCUGGUCACCUCUGCAGCUCAGAACAGACAAAAUGACACAGGAUUAUUUGGGGUUCUCCUUAGUUAGAAGUGUGUCUAACAAUGGCACCGUGGCCCUCAACAACCCGGCGGAUAUCUCUGUCAUUGUGAUCUACUUUUUGGUUGUCCUGGCAGUCGGAGUAUGGGUGAGUUUCUGAAUCUUUCCAUUGACCAUUCGGUUCACUCUAAAACAAAUAUAUGUCUGUGAAUAGUUAAUCCCUCAGCAAGGAAAAUAGAUCAUGGUUUUAGUUGAAUCUGGAGAAAAGUUGUUUUCUCUAUUCUGAAUGUGAUUUUUUUUAAAGUAAAAAAAUAGAAGCCUCUGGAUAGUGUUUCGAUGUGUUUCCUUCUGAGUGAUAAUAUGACAAAGUCUUUAAAUUUACAAAAAUUAAAUAUUUAUUAUGAUGUUCUACACUUUCUUUACUAAGUCAUUCAGAUGGCCUCCAAAAAACAUAAUCCCUAAUAGGUUCAUGGCUGGACUCAUGCAGUACACUUGUUGCUGCAGAUAUUGUCCAAUUGGGCCAUUGUGCCAGGAACAUUAUGCCAAAAUUCUCCUCAAAUGUAUGUCUUUGAUGUCAAGUAGCCUAUGAAUACCAAGAGCACUGACCUCUCAAUGAAGUACCUGGAUUGCUUCAAUUUAUGCCCAGCUGCAAAAUGUAUAAUAUUGCCAGACAUUUAUAGACCAAGUCACCAAGAAUGUUUGAAUUAAAUUGCAGAGGAAUACUUUUGCAUUUGUCAUAUUGUUUCAGCUAUGUGUGGAGAGUUGAUACAGUACUAACUACACACCUGUUGGUUCAACGUAGUUUCAUUGAAAUUACGUGGAAACAACUUUGAUUCAACCAGUGUGUGCCCAGUGGGUAGUGCUGAUUGAUGAUUGACCCAAACAAUGCUUACAAGAUGUAGUAAACCAAUUAAACACCAUAUAAACAAAAAUGUAUAUUGAGCUUUCAUAUUUAACUGAAAGAGGUGCAAACGACUGUAUCAUGUAACCACAUGGUUAUUGAUCAAUAUGAUCCCUGAUACAUGAAUAUGGUAUCUCAAAACAACUCAAUUAACCCGUCUCUCUUUGCAGGCUAUGGUGAGCACAAACCGAGCCACCGUAGGUGGAUUCUUCCUGGCAGGAAGAAGCAUGGUGUGGUGGCCUGUGAGUAUAAGUCUUCUCUCAGGACAGUCUAUUACAUAUUAUAAACUGGGUGGUUCGAGCCCUGAAUGCUGAUUGGCUGACAGCUCUAAUUACGUGGGUAACCAGUUUAUAAUAGCAACAGGCUAAGGGCUGUAUCCAGGCACUCCACGUUGCGUCGUGAUUAAGAACAGCCCUUCGUCAUGGUCUAUUGGCCAUAUACCACACCCCCUCGGUCCUUAUUGAUUAAUUAUCUCAUUAAUACAUUAUGACAUUCAAGGGCAUCCAUCUCUCUACUUUACUGGCCACUGUUUAUGACACUGGCCCAUAUUUGGAAAAACACACCCUGUUCUCCUGAACUAUCGUAAUACGUGCAUGUAUUCCAUGAAAGUGUCCAGCUCAUACUUAAAUCAGACAAAUUAUUUUAUAAGGUCAUAAUCUUUUAUCUUGAUGGCCUUCAUUUGAGACUGCUCCCAAUUACUCAAUAAUGACUAGUGUUGAUUGUACCAGAACACAUGAAGGGUCUAACUUAAUUGCAUAUUUCCCUUCUAUUGAACUAUGAACCAUGUACUUGGCAACCUUUGCCCCAUUAUCCUACAUGGAACAUCCGUUGUUGCUGUAAAUGUUCCUUUAGGAAUGAGGUGCUCCUCAAUGACCUUCCAUAUCCAAAAACUGUGAAAUAAUAUAAUUACUUUCUGUAUAGAUUGAUCAUGAACAUUCCUCUGUCCUUCCUCUGACCGCUCUCCAGAUUGGGGCAUCCCUCUUUGCGAGCAACAUUGGCAGUGGGCAUUUUGUGGGCAUCGCAGGGACUGCGGCUGCAGCUGGACUUGCCAUUGGCGGAUUCGAAUGGAAUGUGAGUGGCAACGUCUAAUGUAAAUAAAUACCAUGAUAACCUCUUCUGCAAACAUCAUCAUAACCUCUGAAACGUACCUGAUAUUAUCACUCAUCUAAUCUCUAUCUCUAUUAUCAUCUCAUCUCUAUCUCUAUUAUCAUCUCAUCUCUAUCUCUAUUAUCAUCUCUAUCUCUAUUAUCAUCUCAUCUCUAUCUCUAUUAUCAUCUCUAUCUCUACUAUCAUCUCUAUCUCUAUUAUCAUCUCAUCUCUAUCUCUGUUAUCAUCUCAUCUCUAUCUCUAUUAUCAUCUCUAUCUCUAUUAUCAUCUCAUCUCUAUUAUCAUCUCAUCUCUAUCUCUAUUAUCAUCUCUAUCUCUAUUAUCAUCUCAUCUCUAUUAUCAUCUCAUCUCUAUCUCUAUUAUCAUCUCUAUCUCUAUUAUCAUCUCAUCUCUAUCUCUAUUAUCAUUUCAGCUCUAUCUCUAUUAUUACCUCUAUCUCUAUUAUCAUCUCUAUCUCUAUUAUCAUCUCAUCUCUAUCUCUAUUGCACUUUGCAAUUGUUUGUAUAAAAGGUGAUAAACAAAUAGAUUAUAUGUUUAUUAUCUAUAUAUCUUGGGGCUGAUAAGCCUGUAGGUUAAAUGUGACUAUAUGAUCAUUACCAGAGAACAGCAGUGGGUGAAAGAAGUAACACUUCUAGUAAAAAUAUGAAUCUGUCAUUUUAUAAAUUCCCCAUCUGAGCCCUUAGGAUGUGUGUGUUUUUCAGGCCCUUGUGGUGGUGAUCAUUCUUGGAUGGCUCUUUGUGCCCAUUUACAUCAAAGCUGGGGUGAGAACAACCUUUAGUGCUAUUACAGUGUAAUUACCAUUUUACCAUGCCAUUUCUUACAUUUCUGUAGCAUAAAAUCAAGUGCUAUUCUACAAUGUAAUCAUGUCUACUGGAUGUGUUUAGGUGGUGACCAUGCCAGAGUACUUGAGGAAGAGGUUCGGAGGGCAGCGCAUCCGCAUCUAUCUCUCAGUGCUCUCACUCUUCCUCUAUGUCUUCACUAAGAUCUCAGUGAGUCACUCAUAUCUCUGUUCAUUGUAUAUUACUGAUGUUCAGUCCAUAUAAACAAAUAGGUACACUAUAUAUAUACAAAAGUAUGUGGACACCCUUUCAAAUUAGUGUAUUCGGCUAUUUCAGCCACACCCGUUGCUGAUAGGUGAAUAAAAUCGAGCACACAGCCAUGCAAUCUCCAUAGACAAACAUUGGCAGUAGAAUGGCCUUAUUGAAGAGCUCUGUGACUUUCAACGUGGCACCGUCAUAGGAUGCCACCUUUCCAACAAGUCAGUUCGUCAAAUUUCUGCCCUGCUAGAGCUGCCCUGGUCAACUGUAAGUGAUGUUAUUGUGAAGUGGAAACGUCUAGGAGCAACAACAGCUCAGCCACGAAGUGGUAGGCCACACAAGAUCAUAGAACGGGACCGCCGAGUGCUGAAGCGCGUAGCUAGUAAAAGUUGUUGCAACACUCAAUACCGAGUUCCAAACUGCCUCUGUAAGCAACGUCAGCACAAGAACUGUUUGUUGGGAGCUUCAUUAAAUGGGUUUCCAUGGCCGAGCAGCCGCACACAAGCACAAAAUCAGAUUACGUUACUGAGUUUGGGUAAUCCUAAAGUUAAGUUUUUAGACAGGUAACUAGCAACUGUAACGGAUUACAUUUAGAAAGUAACCUACCCAACCCUAAGUCUUGCAUCUCGCUUAUCUCAAUGGCCACACCUCCCCCAGUGAGCACAUCACUCCAGUGCUGUUUAACCUCCACUGGCUCCCCAUAUGCUCACGCAUCGACCACAAAAUCGUGGUUUACACUUACCAAGCUAUCCACAACUCUGGACCCAAGUACCUGUCUGACCUCAUUCUACCCUCCUGCCCCACACGCGCCCUUCGCUCCUCCAGGUCCAUCUCCCUUCAGCAGCCCUGCAGCAGACUGAAAACUAUGGGUGACAGGGCUAUCAGUUGUGCGGCACCGCGGCUGUGGAAUGCACUUCCAGACACUAUUAGGGCUGCAGAGUCUUUGUCCUUCUUUAAGGCACAGUUCAAGACCCUGCUGUUCAGAAAAGCGUUCAAGGAAUUCUGUUCUCAUGUCUUCCGGAUCUGAUGACACCUGUAUAUAGUGUUGUUUGUUGUCUGUGUUUUAUGUUCUGUGUUUUUAUUAUUAUUAUUAUUAUUAUUAUUAUUAUUAUUAUUAUUAUUAUUAUUAUUAUAUUUUUGUGCCUUGGGUGUGAGAAAAGUGCUUUACAAAUGAAAUGAAUUAUUAUUAUUAAUAUCUGCAGUGCCUCUCGUGGCAACAUCAUUUCGUUGUGCCUACCUCUACCAUUAUUUGAAUGAACAUUCUACGUUAUCAUGGACAUUUUUGCAUCACAAUACCAGGCAGCCAUUGCGAGUGUACCAUGAGUUUACCAGUCAAAUUGCCAGGGUUAGGGUUAGCCCAUUCUAUUCAUUGUCUGCUACAACACCUUGCUUGUUUCAGCAAGGGGCAGUAAAGUUUCAUCACGUUGUUAAAAGUCUAUGUUAUUGUAGAAACGGACUUAACCGCACGAAUGCUCGGCCAUCCGGUCUUCAGUCAGCUGUUCGUUGUUUUUUUUACGGUUAUGUCAGUUAUUGUAUUUUCAUGACAGUCUUCAACCAAAACCGUCGGUUACACGGUUAUACAAUAAUUGCCUCUCUCUCUCUCUCUCUCUCUCUCUCUCUCUCUCUCUCUCUCUCUCUCUCUCUCUCUCUCUCUCUCUUUAUCUCUCUCUCUUUCUCUCUCUUUCUCUUUCUCUCUCUCUCUCUCAGGCAGAUAUGUUCUCUGGAGCCAUCUUUAUUAACCAGGCUCUGGGGCUGAAUAUCUACCUUGCUGUGAUUCUCCUGCUAAGUAUCACUGCUCUAUACACAGUCACAGGUAUAUAUAUAUAUAUAUAUACUCUCCACUUAUACACUAUAUACAGUGCUAUGAAAAAGUAUUUGCCCCCUUUCUAGUUUUCUCUACUUUUGCAUAUUUGUGAUACUGAAUGUUAUCAGAUCUUCAACCAAAACCUAAUAUUAGAUAAAGGGAACAUAAGUGAACAAAUAACACAACAAUUACAUAUUUAUUUCAUUUAUUUCAUAAACAAAGUUAUGCAACACCCAAUUCCCCUGUGUGAAAAAGUAAUUGCCCCCUUACACUCAAUAACUGGUUGUGCCACCUUUAGCUGCAAUGACUCCAACCAAAUGCUUCCUGUAGUUGAUCAGUCUCUCACGUCACUGUGGAGGAUUUUUGGCCCACUCUUCCAUGCAGAACUGCUUUAACUCAGUGACGUGUGGGUUUUCAAGCAUGAACUGCUCGUUUCAAGUCCUGCCACAACAUCUCAAUUGGGAUUAGGUCUGGACUUUGACUAGGCCAUUCCAAAACUUCAAAUUUGUUGCUUUUUAGCCAUUUUCAUGUAGACUUGAUUGUGUGUUUUGGUUUUCGCCAGGCAUUACUGGAAUCAUGUUGUCCAAAAAGUUAUACUUUUGAAUCAUCUGUCCAUAGAACGUUCUUCCAAGAGUCUUGAUGAUCAUCCAGGUGCUUUUUGGCAAACUUGAGUCAACUUUUUGGACGAGAUGGGUCCCAUUAUGCCUGGCGAAAACCAAACACUGCAUUCCACAGUAAGAACAUCAUAUCAAAGGUCAAGCAUGGUGGUGGUGGUGUGAUGGUUUGGGGAUGCUUUGCUGCCUCAGGACCUGGACGACUUGCCUUAAUAGAAGGAACCAUGAAUUCUGCUCUGUAUCAGAGAAUUCUACAGGAGAAUGUCAGACCAUCCGUCUGUGAGCUAAAGCUGAAGCGCAGCUGGGUCAUGCAGCAAGACAAUGAUCCAAAACACACAAUCAAGUCUACAUGAAAAUUGCUAAAAAGCAACAAAUUGGACGUUUUGGAAUGGCCUAGUCAAAGUCCAGACCUAAUCCCAAUUGAGAUGUUGUGGCAGGACUUGAAACGAGCAGUUCAUGCUUGAAAACCCACACGUCACUGAGUUAAAGCAGUUCUGCAUGGAAGAGUGGGCCAAAAAUACUCCACAGUGACGUGAGAGACUGAUCAACAACUACAGGAAGCAUUUGUUUGGAGUCAUUGCAGCUAAAGGUGGCACAACCAGUUAUUGAGUGUAAGGGGGCAAUUACUUGUUCACACAGGGGAAUUGGGUGUUGCAUAACUUUGUUUAUGAAAUAAAUGAAAUAAAUAUGUAAUUGUUAUGUUAUAUGUUCACUUAUGUUCCUUUUAUCUAAUAUUAUGUUUUGGUUGAAGUUCUGAUAACAUUCAGUAUCACAAAUAUGCAAAAGUAGAGAAAAUUAGAAAGGGGGCAAAUACUUUUUCAUAGCACUGUAACUGUAUAUAGCAGCGAUAUACACUGAGUGUACAAAACAUGCUCUUUCCAUGACAUAGACUGACCAGGUGAAUUCAGGUGAAAGCUAUGAUCCCUUAUUGAUGUCACUUGUUAAAUCCAGUUCAAACAGUGUAGAUGAAGGGGAGGAGACAGAUUAAAGAAGAAUGAUCCACCACCCAAAGGACAUCUAGCCAACAUUAACAAACUGUGGGAAGCAUUGGAGUUAACAUGGGCCAGCAUCCCUGUGGAAUGCUUCCGACACCUUGUAGAGUCCAUGCCCCGUUGAAUUGAGACUGUUCUGAGUGCAAAAGAGUGUGCAACUCAAUAUUAGGAAGGUGUUCCUAAUGUUUUGUCCACUCAGUAAAAUAGCAGCAAUAUCUAACUAAUUCACUGAGAGGAGCGCUAUAUCGACUGUGUCCCUGUAAACCAAUAUGGAGUUCUUAUCUGUAACCAUGGCAGAAUGGAGUAAAGUCCGUCCUGUAUCGCUGCAUUUGAUUCUUUAUAACAGGCCAUGUCUGACGACACAUAUGCCUUCCUCCAAGGCUGUUUAAUUUCUGUCCCACAUGGGUAAUUACCCAUAAUCCCUGAUAAAACCUUGUUGUUCUCCUCUGUAAUGAUGCAUUAAUGCCUGGACUUUAGUUCACUGACAGGCCAUCCGCAAGGUCAGUGGCACAAGACUGUCUCUAUAUUAUGGGUUUCCAUAAUGCUCAAAUAAACAUGUAAUGGAGUUUAGUGCAGGUGUUGUAAAUCUCACACACAAAGGUGUGUUAACUGCUGAAAAUAGAGUGACUCACAGCAUCAAAUACUGUGAUGCACACGUGACACAUCGAUGCUUUCGAGAUGCAGUCAACAGCAAAGGUUAUGUGCACUGUUAUUCUUGGUUAGACAUUAAGGACUUGAUGUUCAGUCUGUAAGGCAGCCCAUCGGAAAUGUAUGUAUGCCACCGUGUCUACUCUAUUAUCUUUGUGCUCAAAUGAAUAUCAAUGACCUACAUGUAUAUUCAUAUACAGUGGGGAAAAAAAGUAUUUAGUCAGCCACCAAUUGUGCAAGUUCUCCCACUUAAAAAGAUGAGAGAGGCCUGUAAUUUUCAUCAUAGGUACACGUCAACUAUGACAGACAAAUUGAGAAAAACAAUUCCAGAAAAUCACAUUGUAGGAUUUUUAAUGAAUUUAUUUGCAAAUUAUGGUGGAAAAUAAGUAUUUGGUCACCUACAAACAAGCAAGAUUUCUGGCUCUCACAGACCUGUAACUUCUUCUUUAAGAGGCUCCUCUGUCCUCCACUCGUUACCUGUAUUAAUGGCACCUGUUUGAACUUGUUAUCAGUAUAAAAGACACCUGUCCACAACCUCAAACAGUCACACUCCAAACUCCACUAUGGCCAAGACCAAAGAGCUGUCAAAGGACACAAGAAACAAAAUUGUAGACCUGCACCAGGCUGGGAAGACUGAAACUGCAAUAGAUAAGCAGCUUGGUUUGAAUAAAUCAACUGUGGGAGCAAAUAUUAGGAAAUGGAAGACAUACAAGACCACUGAUAAUCUCCCUCGAUCUGGGGCUCCACGCAAGAUCUCACCCCGUGGGGUCAAAAUGAUCACAAGAACGGUGAGCAAAAAUCCCAGAACCACAUGGGGGGACCUAGUGAAUGACCUGCAGAGAGCUGGGACCAAAGUAAUAAAGCCUACCAUCAGUAACACACUACGCCGCCAGGGACUCAAAUCCUGCAGUGCAAGACGUGUCCCCCUGCUUAAGCCAGUACAUGUCCAGGCCCGUCUGAAGUUUGCUAGAGUGCAUUUGGAUGAUCCAGAAGAGGAUUGGGAGAAUGUCAUAUGGUCAGAUGAAACCAAAAUAUAACUUUUUGGUAAAAACUCAACUCGUCGUGUUUGGAGGACAAAGAAUGCUGAGUUGCAUCCAAAGAACACCAUACCUACUGUGAAGCAUGGGGGUGGAAACAUCAUGCUUUGGGGCUGUUUUUCUGCAAAGGGACCAGGACGACUGAUCCGUGUAAAGGAAAGAAUGAAUGGGGCCAUGUAUCGUGAGAUUUUGAGUGAAAACCUCCUUCCAUCAGCAAGGGCAUUGAAGAUGAAACGUGGCUGGGUCUUUCAGCAUGACAAUGAUCCCAAACACACCGCCCGGGCAACGAAGGAGUGGCUUCGUAAGAAGCAUUUCAAGGUCCUGGAGUGGCCUAGCCAGUCUCCAGAUCUCAACCCCAUAGAAAAUCUUUGGAGGGAGUUGAAAGUCCGUGUUGCCCAGCGACAGCCCCAAAACAUCACUGCUCUAGAGGAGAUCGGCAUGGAGGAAUGGGCCAAAAUACCAGCAACAGUGUGUGAAAACCUUGUGAAGACUUACAGAAAACGUUUGACCUGUGUCAUUGCCAACAAAGGGUAUAUAACAAAGUAUUGAGAAACUUUUGUUAUUGACCAAAUACUUAUUUUCCACCAUAAUUUGCAAAUAAAUUCAUUAAAAAUCCUACAAUGUGAUUUUCUGGAAAAAAAAUUCUCAUUUUGUCUGUCAUAGUUGACGUGUACCUAUGAUGAAAAUUACAGGCCUCUCUCAUCUUUUUAAGUGGGAGAUCUUGCACAAUUGGUGGCUGACUAAAUACUUUUUUCCCCCACUGUACCAUACACAACUACUGAGGGGUAGUUAUAGAUUCUAUAUGAUAGACAAACAUCAAAUGAACAACUGGACCAUUAACAUGCUAUCCCUUUUGACCAAGGCCAAUCAUUACAGUAAAAAAGAAAUAUCACAUUUACAGUGUAAAUGAGUACUACGGUGGUUUUCCACAGCUUAGUCAUUGAGUGUAACCCUGUAUGAGUAAUGAGUGGGAUUGUGUUGUGCUGACUCACCAUUUGCACCCUACCUCAGGUGGACUGGCUGCAGUGAUCUACACAGACACAUUGCAGACCAUCAUCAUGGUCGUGGGAUCUUUCAUCCUCAUGGGUUAUGGUAAUGUGUUUAUUCAUUUAUACUGCCUGGUCCCUCUUUUCCUUUUCCUAUAACUCUAUAUCUCUUCUUCCUUGUCCUCCUCCUGAUAAUUAUCCUCCCUUCAUUCCCUUUCUCCAUGCAUUCCUCAUUCUCAUUCCCCCUUUCUCCUCUAUUUAUUAUCUUCUUAUUCCUCUUUCACAACCCCUUUCUGUCUGUCUCCUCAGCCUUCAAUGAGGUGGGAGGUUAUGAGAACUUCCAGACGCGCUACAUGACGGCCAUACCUACUCUGACUGGGGUCAACAUCAGUGAGAGCUGCUACACCCCUCGGCCUGACUCCUUCCACAUCUUCAGGGACGCAGUGACAGGGGACCUGCCCUGGCCAGGCCUGGUGUUUGGCCUCACUGUCCAGGCCACCUGGUAUUGGUGCACUGAUCAGGUAGCCUACUGCUCUGUAGGGAAUGAACAAGUCUAACACCCUCCCACCCUCAUUUACAUGCACACACACUCGUGUCUUGUGUACAUACGCUUGUACACAUGCACUCUAUCUAACCCCCCCCCCCCCCCCCCCAGCUCUCAGCUUGUCUUAGCUGAAGUGACUACCUUAUGAAGAGAGGCAUGCUUUUAGUUAGACCCAAAUGUACUUCCCACAGACUUAGAUAUGAUUAAAAGCCAGGCACACAGAGGUGACUGUGAAGAAAGAACAGGAUGUUGAUUUAUACAACCACACCCACGAGCAAGCACUCACUCACACAUGUUAAAUACGAAAGUUGAAAAACAGUUUAUUAAAUUAGCAGAACUCAAAGCUUAACUGGGUUUCUGUUUCUCUAAUUCAUAUAUGAUAGCGCCAUGCCUUCUCCUGUGAUCAGCGAUUUGGGUCACGUUUGGAAUGGAAAACAUUUCAUUUGAUGAAUAGUUCAGCUAGAAAAGCUGCAUACACAUUUGUGCCUGUCAGAAGUUAUGUGGUUGUAUGGUGCAUGGAAGGAAUGAUGAGUGCAUUUUACUUCAAACCCCUUUCAUUCCCCUCUGCUCUUGAUAUUGGCAUAUUCAAGCAAUACAGAGGCACCAUACUUAUGUUUUGACCAUGAAAACUGAGCCUUGAAGAUUGAAUCCAUCACCUCUUUAGUAACUGGAGGCUUUUUUUCCUCCCCUGUCGUCUAGGUGAUUGUCCAGCGCUGUCUAUCUGCCAAGAAUCUUUCCCACGUCAAGGCUGGCUGUAUCCUGUGUGGCUACCUGAAGCUGCUACCCAUGUUCCUCAUGGUCUUCCCUGGCAUGAUCAGCCGAAUCCUCUACCCAGACGAGGUGGCGUGUGUGGAACCAGAUGAGUGUCUGAGGUACUGUGGGGCCAGUGUUGGCUGCACCAACAUUGCUUAUCCCAAACUGGUGGUGGACCUCAUGCCAAAUGGUGGGUAACAAAAGAUACUAGUCCAUCUAGUAACAAUGACAGUCCUAGCACCACUAUCAAAUAAAAUAAAAUUGUAUUUGUCACAUGCGCCGAAUACAACAGGUGUAGACCUUACCGUGAAAUGCUUACUUACAAGCAAUUAACCAACAAUGCAGUUCAAGAAAUAGAGUUAAGAAAAUAUUUACUAAAUAAACUAAUGUAAAAAAUAAAAUAAAAAGUAACACAAUAAAACAACAAUACAGAGGCUAUAAACAGGGGGUACCGGUUCCGAGUCAAUGUGCAGGGGUAAAGGUUAGUCGAGGUACUUUGUACAUGUAGGUAGGGGUAAAGUGACUAUGCAUAGAUAAUAAAGAGUGAGUAGCAGCAGUGUAAAAACAAAGGGAGGGGGUGUCAAUGUAAAUAGUCCGGGUGGCCAUUUGAUUAAUUGUUCAGAAGUCUAAUGGCUUGGGAGUAGAAGCUGUUAAGGAGCCUUUUGGACUUAGACUUGGUGCUCCGGUACCGCUUGCCGUGCGUUAGCAGAGAGAACAGUCUAUGACUUGGGUGACUGGAGUCUUUGACAAUUUUUAGGGCCUUCCUCUGACACAGCCAGGUAUGGAGGUCCUGGAUGGCAGGACGCUUGGCUCCAGUGAUGUACUGGGCCAUAACGCAUUACCCUCUGUAGCGCCUUACGGUCGGAAGCUGAGCAGUUGCCAUAUCAGGCGGUGAUGCAACCGGUCAGGAUGCUCUCGAUGGUGAAGCUGUAGAACUUAUUGAGGAUCUGGGGACCCAUGCCAAAUAUUUUCAGUCUCCUGAGGGGAAAAAGGUGUUGUCGUGCCCUCUUCACGACUGUCUUGGUGUGUUUGGACCAUGAUAGUUGAACUUGAAACGAUCAACCCGCUCCACUACAACCUUUUGUCCAGGUGGGAAAGGGCAGUGUGGAGUGCGAUUGAGAUUGUGUCAUUUGUGGAUCUGUUGGGGCGGUAUGCGAAUUGGAGUGGGUCUAGGGUUUCCGGAGUGAUGGUGUUGAUGUGAGCCAUGACCAGCCUUUCAAAGCUCUUCAUGGCUACCGAUGUGAGUACUACGGGGUGGUAGUCAUUUAGGCAGGUUACCUUCGCUUUCUUGGGCACAGGGACUAUGUUACUACAACACUGUUACUACUGCUACCAAUAGUGCAUUCAAUAAAGUACUACUCCUUAUUCCAGGAAAACAUUUUUUACUGCUAAUUCAACCAACAAUCACAUUUGUUCAUCUCUUCAUUCCUUCUCUUUUCUCUUUUCCACGCCUAUCCUAAUCCGCCUUCCCUCCAUUCCUGUUCUCCUUUGCAUUCCCCCCUCCCUGCCCUCUCCUCCUGUCCUCCCCCUCUCUCCUGCAGGUCUGCGAGGCCUGAUGCUGUCGGUGAUGAUGGCUUCUCUAAUGAGCUCCCUGACCUCCAUCUUCAACAGUGCCAGCACCCUGUUCACCAUGGACAUCUACACCAAGAUACGCAAAGCCUCCUCUGAGAAGGAACUCAUGAUUGCCGGGAGGUACAGUAACACACAUCUCAGCGUGCUCAAGUUCUUUGGAGUUCAAUUGCUUUAAUACGUGUGUAUAUGCUAGUGUUUGUGUAUGUUUGUAUUUAGAUAAAUGGGUAAUAUUGAUAUUGAUGUAUUAUUCUUGGCUGUGUAGGGUGUUUAUCCUGGUUCUGAUCGGGGUGAGUAUAGCCUGGAUCCCUGUGGUCCAGUCUGCUCAGAGUGGCCAGCUCUUUGACUACAUCCAGUCCAUCACCAGCUACCUGACCCCGCCCAUCGCUGCCACCUUCAUGCUCGCUAUCUUCUGUAAGCGCGUCAACGAGCCGGUAAGUCUCCAACUAAACCAAAAUCAGUGUGAUAUAAACUAGUUUCCUUUAGCUACUUGUGGUUUGAACUGGUUUAUUUAACCUGCAAUAAGGCCCGAGGGGGUGUGGUAUUUAAGUGAUAAUGCCCGAGAAGCCAGUGUUUGUUUUGUGUUUUGUUGAGAAGCUGGUGUUUGGUGUUUGUUGGAUAUAUUGGCACUGGUGUUGUUAGGCCCGAGACGAAAUCCAGCACGACACAACACGGUCGUGUAUAUCAGACCGUAUACCACGGCUAUGACCAAAGAAUGUAGUUUUUAACCAGUUUAUAAUAGCAAUAAGGUCCCUGAGGGGUUUGUGGUAUAUGGCCAAUAUAAAUAAUAAAUAAUAAAUAAAUAAAUAAUUGGUCAUUUAGCAGACGCUCUUAUCCAGAGCGACUUACAGGAGCAAUUAGGGUUAAGUGCCUUGCUCAAGGGCACAUCGACAGAUUUUUCACCUAGUCGGCUCGGGGAUUAGAACCAGCGACCUUUCGGUUACUGGCACAACGCUCUUAACCACUAAGCUACCUGCCGCCCACUCUGCGUUGCGUCGUGCUUAAGGACAGCCCUUUGCCAUGGUAUAUGGGCCAUAUACCACACCCCUUGGGCCUUAUUGCUUAAGUAGUUUAUCUGUACUCUGCUGGCUAGUUUCAAGGGACCCUGGUUACCACUUUCACCAUUUACUGCCUUGUUCCUGUGUAUGUUUGUGUUAUACAUGAUGUUUGUGCAAUAGAAAGUGAACCAUGAAAAUGUGUUGAGUUACAUAUACCCCCCCACACUUUCAGGGUGUGUUCUAUGGCCUUACGUUAGGUCUGGCUAUUGGCUUAACCAGGAUGAUCGCUGAGUUUGCCUAUGGGACAGGAAGCUGUGUGACCCCCACUAACUGUCCUGAGAUAAUCUGUGGGGUCCACUACCUCUACUUCUCCAUCAUUCUGUUCUGUAUCUCCUGCCUGGUGAUAGUCAGCAUCUCCCUCAUGACCAAACCCAUCGACGACAAACAUGUAAGUUACAACUGCCCCCGAUACCCAAACUUAUUUUGUUAUUCUUCCAUCUGUGAAUGUAAUUUAAUAAAAACUCUGUCACUCUGCUAUCUCUAAAUGAACUUCUCCCCAUUUGUUUGUCCCAUGCCUCUCCCUCCCUCCAUCUCCAGUUGUACCGGUUGUGCUGGCAGCUGAGGAACAGCACAGAGGAGAGGGUGGAUCUGGAGCUAGACAAUUGGACAGAAAACCAAGAACCUGACUCGAUGGAUAUUGAAGGUAAGAGAGGUCUCACUCCCAUCUCUAUCUGUUAUUCCGUGACAUACAUACAGAUGUUUCUUCUCACAUCUGCAUUCAUACGUGCGCACGCACACACUGUCUCCUCAUCCCUGUGUUUGUGUGUCUGUGCAGAGCCCACAGAGGAGCCAGGCUGUUGUAAGAAGGCAGUAUUGAGCUUCUGUGGUUUGGAGAAAUCGAAUGCUCCCAAGCUGAGUGCUGAGGAGCAGGCUGAGCUGCAGAGGCAACUCACAGACACCUCAGAGAAACCCUUGUGGAGGAACGUGGUCAAUGCCAACGCCAUCAUCCUCCUGUGCGUCUGUGUCUUCUUGCACGGCUUCUACGGUUAAACAUCUCCUCAUCCUGGACCUCCAGUGCCCUGGAGUCUGGCCUGUCAAACCAUCAACUUGAGGAGCCUCCUCUUUCAAACCUGAAAUCCUCCCCAGACUCACAGGCCCACGACGCACUGUAAAUUGCCUUCUCUCUUACACUCCCUCCCUCUAUCCAUCAUCUGUACAGGUCCCUCUUAACCUCUUAACUCUGUAAUCUCCACACCUCCAUAACGUGGUCAAUGCUACGAACGCCUUACCUAGCUCCAUACCUGAAUGACUGGCCUGGACUCUCUAACUGGGAGUCACAACGCUCCUUCGGUUGGUGUUCUUUGUUCUCUGCUUUGUGGACUUUAAAUGUAUGUUGAAUGUGUCAUGAAGAUUAUGAUGAUGAUAAAGAGGAUGAUCAUGAUGAUGAUGAUGAUGAUACUGAUGAUGAUGAUGAUGAUGAAAGAUCUGAAUAGAACUCAGUGUCCAAUGUUAUCCAAUGUUCACUUUGAACUUUCUGACCUUCAUGAACAUUCUAUAUUUCGGUAUAUUACAUACACUAGGUGGGGGUGC